AUGGAGACACAGCUGGCGUCUCGGGUCCUUCAUUACAGCUGUACUCUAGUUGCCAGUCUUUACCUUGUGACAUGUGUUUUAUUCAAUCGUCCCCCGGUCAAGAAAAGAAAGAGUGCUCGCUUCAAGCGCCGAAUCCGACCCCGGGCUAUCUUGAUUGCCCUGAUUGUUUUCACCUAUGUCAGUCAAACCGUCUUGGACAUCGCCACCGAUGACUUCGACCGUUCCCAACCAUUUCUGGUACAUACGACCUCUCAGGUCGUUGUCUGGUCUGCGUUGUGGCUGCGACAACAGAGACCGUACAAGUACGAAGUGGCUGGAGCCUCGCUCGUCACCGCUGGUUUCGAGGCACCACUCCUUGCGCUCUCCUUGUGUCUCAAACCAACACGAUGGGCACCAAUCACGCAGAUUUCCAUUUCUGCAGUUCGACUAGCCUUGCUUGUCUGCGUGGUGAGUGUGAUUCUCCUUCAAAACAGACAGACGACGAAGAAGACCUCGGACGAGGCUCGCCCCUUCCUCAACGGCAACCGGACGGGAUACGGUGCACUGGACGGCAACCACUCGGACAACAGCAGCUUGGAUUCCGAGAGUGGGAGCGAGUCGGACACCGGCACAAAGAAAAACGAUGCAGCCGCGCGCAAGAAACGGCUCCGCAAUGAGCAACUGCAAACACUGGGUGGUUGGUGGGAGUAUCUGAAAGGGUUUGCGAUCUUUUUACCCUACUUGGUACCGAGGAAUAAUCGCAAAGUCCAGUUUUGCAUUGCUGUCAGCAUCUUCUGUUUAUCAUGUCACCGAGUGCUGAACAUCCUCAUCCCUCAGCAACUGGCGGAUGUCACUGACAGCAUCUUCGCGCACAAGACCCCGUAUACCUCGCUAGGAAAGUGGGCGCUGUUACAGCUCAUCCGCGGCGGAGCUGGGCUGGGCCUGAUCGAAUCCCUCGUCAAGAUUCCAAUCCGACAAUUCUCCUACCGGCAGAUCACCAACGCUGCCUUCAGCCAUGUCAUGGGCUUAUCAAUGGACUUUCAUAUCGAAAAUGACUCGGCAGAAGUUAUGAAAUCCAUCGACCAAGGUGCAGCACUGAAUAAUCUGCUGGAAGCUGCUAUUCUAGACAUCGCCCCGACACUAGCCGAUUUAUGCAUCGCUUGUGUUGUUUUCUACUUGAAGUUCAACGCCUACGCCUCCCUGUUGGUCGUGGUGGUUGCCAUUCUAUAUGUGUCAGUGGAGGUCUAUACCUCUAACUGGAGCAUGGAGUCUAGACGGGAACUCACGCAAGCGCAACGAACCGAAGCCCGCAUAAUGCAUCAGGCCGUACAAGGCUGGCAGACAGUCACAUACUUCAACCAGUUCGCGUAUGAGCGAUCCCGCUUCGGCGAAGCAGUUGACCUAUGUCUAGAUGCCAGUGCCCGGUUUAACCGACGCCGCGCAGUUGGCAGGUCGUUCAUGGAUAUGCUUAAGCCGAUUUGCUUCGUUGGCCUCUCGUCGCUAAUUGUGCAUGAGAUCUCCCUAGGGCGCGCCUCAACGGGAGACUUCGUUUUCUUUAUCCAGUACUGGUCCUCGCUGAUCUCGCCAUUGGCUUAUCUCUCCGCGCGGUAUCGCUGGCUCGUCUCGGAUCUAGUUGACGCAGAGCGUUUACUCUUCCUAUUCCAAUCGAAGCCCAGCGUCACAGACAGGGAGAAUGCCGUGCCAUUGAAAGCCUGCGACGGGCGUGUUACAUUCCAUCAUGUGAAUUUCGCAUACGAUGCUCGCUUACAGACUCUAAAGGACGUGGAUAUCUCCAUUGAUCCCGGUACUACGGUCGCACUAGUGGGAAUGACUGGUUCAGGAAAGACAACAAUGCUCAGACUUCUCCUCCGGCUUUACGAUGUGACUUCAGGCCAUAUCGAGAUCGACGGCCAGGAUAUUCGUGAUGUCACUCUCAGCUCGUUACGCCAGGCCAUCGGCGUCGUACCACAAGAUCCGGUCCUGUUCAACGCCUCGAUAAUCGAGAAUCUGCGGUAUGCCCGGCCAUCAGCCACGGACGAAGAGGUCCACGAAGCUUGCCGAGCCGCGGCUAUUCACGAGAAGAUCCUGACUUUCGUCGACGGAUACGACACCACCGUGGGUGAGCAGGGUGUUAAGUUAUCUGGUGGUGAGCUACAGCGGAUAGCCAUUGCUCGAGUUUUCUUGAAAAAAUCGCCGAUUCUCUUGCUGGAUGAAGCGACAAGUGCGGUGGACUCGAGCACGGAGUCGGAUAUUCAGACUGCGUUGGACCGACUGAGAGCCCAGCGCACUACCUUUGUCAUUGCGCAUCGACUUUCUACUAUCUCCAAUGCGGAUCGGAUUCUUGUUAUGCAUGGGGGUCAGAUUGUGGAGAGUGGGUCACAUACAGAGCUGCUGAAGAAGGAGGGUGGGAAGUAUCAAAACCUAUGGAGGAAUCAGUUCGGGGGUCUCAAAAAUGAAAAGCCUUCGCUUUAG
Penicillium bovifimosum is the source of this 2451-nucleotide messenger RNA. RefSeq names its product ABC transporter ATP-binding protein. Gene Ontology annotation, biological process: transmembrane transport. Bases 1 to 2451 code for a protein of 816 amino acids. The record is from RefSeq and is a predicted model, not a curated record. Gene Ontology annotation, cellular component: membrane. The transcript has a single exon. Gene Ontology annotation, molecular function: ATP hydrolysis activity; ATP binding; ABC-type transporter activity. Lineage: Eukaryota; Fungi; Ascomycota; Eurotiomycetes; Eurotiales; Aspergillaceae.